Dibothriocephalus latus is the source of this 1119-nucleotide messenger RNA. The record is from the annotation of a GenBank genome assembly. Lineage: Eukaryota; Metazoa; Platyhelminthes; Cestoda; Diphyllobothriidea; Diphyllobothriidae.
AUGCCAGACAUGAUUGCGCUCGGAGAGCUGACUGAAUGUGGCAUAUUGCGGAACCUUUACUUGCGUUAUCAAGAGAACCAGAUAUACACAUACACAGGAUCGAUCCUGAUUGCCAUCAAUCCCUACCGACCACUUCCUAUUUACUCACUGGACACAAUGAAGGAAUACUCCAAUAAGGGUAUCGGUGAACUGCCGCCCCAUCUAUUUGCCAUCGGUGACAAUGCCUACCGUAAUAUGAGAAAGAAUCUAUGUGACCAGUGCAUAAUUAUAAGUGGUGAAAGUGGAGCUGGGAAGACAGAGAGCACUAAACUAUUGCUGCAGUUCAUAACGACAGUAAGCGGAAAGAAAUCGUGCAUUGGACAACAAAUCCUCGAUUCUAACCCAAUAAUGGAGGCCUUCGGAAACGCUAAAACUGUGCGAAAUGACAACUCCUCCCGAUUCGGAAAGUAUGUUGACGUCCACUUUGAUCAGACCUCCGGUCGCAUUGUGAGUGCUCGGAUAGAACAGUACUUGCUGGAGAAAUCUCGUAUCGUCACUCAGGCCCCAGGUGAACGAAACUAUCAUGCAUUCUAUUGCAUGCUUGCGGGCAUGAAAGCGGAGAAGAAAAACCAACUUGGCCUCAAGGAUGUCAGUGCCUACAAUUACCUUGUUCAGAACGAAAACGUCAGUGGUAACACAAAUGAUGCGAACCAUUUUGAAACUAUAAUGUCUACAAUGAAAUACUUGAAAUUUCGAGACAGGCAGAUUGACGAAAUAUGGAAUCUCCUUGCGGCAAUUCUCCACCUUGGCAAUAUUUCCUUUUGCGAAACCCUCAAAGAAAGCGCCGAUGCAAGCAAAAUUGUAGACUCGAACCGAUCUGAACUCCGUUACGCAUCAAACCUACUCGGGAUGAGCCCUGGUUGUCUGGAACGGGCCUUAACCACGAAACGUCUUCUCACGGCCGGAGAAUGUGUCGUCGCGCAGAUCUUGCCGGCCACAGCGAAUACAGUUCGCGACGCUUUCGCUAAGACCAUCUAUGACCAGCUCUUCAAAGCGGACAAAGGCGACCACACCGGCACCGACAUCUCGUCAGAGCACAUCCAGACCAGUGUCCCUAAGUCGCCUUUCAGACGAUCGUAA